CUAUAAUAACUCUUGAAUGAUUUGUGCUCAGAGAGACUUCAAGGUUACAACGACCGUACACAAUGAGAACUGUAUCUGUUACUCAGAAAGAUAAUCGUCGGCCGCUAGGUAAGGCGCUACAAGUCCUGUGUGAUAUUCUUCGCACAGAUUGUAUUCAAAAGAUCGUUUUAUGUAGAUCAUGUUGUGUAACUUUUUUCUUCUUAUAAUGAAAUCAGGCAAGAGUUCUAGCCUAUCGAAUAAACAUCGGAGGCAUUGUAUUAUGCAAUAAUCCUUACGCAUGUCCAUUAGGUAUAUUGUAAUACCACGCUCUACUCAGCAAUCAUGCGUUGUGCUAAAGGAAUCACGCUAUUGGACAAUAGAACCACGGAAUCAAUACACGACUAGCAUCAGAAUGACUCAUCUGCCUGUUUUAAAAAGCACAAAUCAUUCAAGAGUUAUUAUAGCACACUACAUUUAUGAAGUAGUAGUUAUUCAAAAUCCUUAGUUUGUGUGAAAAGACACAUAACCAGCGUAAAAAACAAUAAAGUUCUCAUUGUAUACGGUCGUUGUAACCUUGAAGUCUCUCUGAAGAAAACCUUGUCCAAAAUACUGUGCACAAAUGAGAGAAGAUCAGAUAUCCACUAGAUCUUAUCGUUCGUUUAAACGAAAUGCAUGGUUGUUAAGAAUUUCAGUUUGUUUUUAAAUGUAUUCAUCAUUCAUAUUGGAAGCAGAUCUGUUGCACCUUGAAGAGUAUGAUACUUUUUAUUUCCUGUUUUAGAUGGCAGCUGACGAUAGUGAAUGGCAAAAAUUACCGGCUGAUGAAAAAGUUCAACACAAAUCUUGGAAAGCUCGUUUAUCGGGCUAUGAAGAAUGCAUUCGUUUAUUUCAAACACAAGAUAGCGAGAAAAGUGGGGAAUUCUCAAAAUAUUUGGGUUUACUAAAAAAGUUUGCUGUAGACUCGAAUGAAAUUGCACGAGAAAAAGCGUUGGAUGCCGUUUUCAUUUACGUUGAAAAUGCGAGCGUCGCUGGAAAAACGGCGAACGAGGUGUCGUCAGGUCUCAUUCAGAAAUGUCUGAACGCACGUGCAAAAACAAAAGAACGUGCAAUUGAUAUUCUGAUGAUGUAUAUUGAAAUUGAAAAACAAGAUACAAUUCAAGAAGAAUUAGUCAAAGGUUUAGAAAAUAAACAGCCGAAAAUUGUGCAAUCAUGUUUAGAGAUAUUAAGACGAGCAUUGACUGAUUUUGGUUCAAAAACAUUUCCGAUAAAACCAUUUCUGAAACCUGUAAUACCGCUGUUAGAUGAUCGUGAUAAAUCCGUUCGAGAUGAAUCGAAACAGUUGUUGAUUGAAGUAUACAAAUGGAUUGGCCAAACGUUAAUGCCGUUGAUCCAAAAUGUGAAACCCAUCCAAUUGCAAGAAUUACAAACAGAAUUCGAUAAAAUUAAUCCAGCCACUGAUAAGCCGCGUCAAACACGUUUUCUGCGUUCACAACAAGAUUUAAAGGCAAAGAUGGAACAAGAACUGGCGAACAGUAGUAAUUUGGCGACAACAACGGAUGAACCGAUGGAAGUUGGGGAUAAUGAUGAUGGGAAUGACGAAGCAAAUAUUGAUCCGUACGAUUUGAUGGAACCCGUGAAUAUUCUCGACAAACUACCAAAAGAGUUUUAUGAAACAAUUGAAUCAAAACAAUGGAAAGAGCGCAAAGAAGUCGCCGAAGAAGUGUUGACGUUGGCAACGAAAAAACGAUUAUUACCGGGCGAUUAUUUUGAAUUGGUUAAAGCAUUGAAAAAAAUCAUUGCUAAAGAUAGUAAUGUUAUAGUGGUGAUAACGGCUGCCAAAUGUUGUUCGGAAUUAGCCAAAGGUUUACGUAAAGAAUUUUAUAAACAUUCAUUGGGUGUAAUCGAAGUGUGUUUGGAUCGUUUCCGCGAGAAAAAGACAAAUGUUGUUGAUGCAUUGCGUGAAACAUGUGACGUUUGCUAUCCAGGGACAAAUUUAGACCAAAUGAGUGAAAUGAUGAUGAGCGUGUUAUCUCAUAAAACGCCUUGUGUCCGUCAGUAUACACAACAAUUUUUAACAAAAUGUUUUGCGAUGGCGACCACGACAACACUGCCAAAAAAAGUGUUAAAAAUAUAUAUGCAAGCACUGAUCAAAAAUAUGAGUGAAGCUGACGCUGGUGUUCGUGAAACAGCGGCUGAAUCGAUUGGUAUGUUAUGGAAAAAUUUGGGCGAAAAAAAUGUUCAACCACAUUUGACUGAUAUGGAUGAAUUAAAAUUGAACAAAAUAAAAGAAUAUUCUGAAAAAGCUGUCUUACUGAAUGUGAAAGGCGAAACACGUGGAACAACUACGGCAUCAACAGCAACGACAAAAAAAACUGGUCCAGUCAUUGUAAAGCCACCGCCAUCGCAAUCCGAAACGAGUGAGACCAAAGAGACUGCCAAAAAAGUGGUGACAACAAAAAAAAAGCCAUCUACGGCAGCAACCGGGAAAAAAGCGGGCGGUACACAGUCAGCAACUACCGUCUUAACAAAUUUGAAUGAGCCAUAUUCUGAACAAGAAUUGACUAUCGAAGAAGCUGAAGUAAAAGGGCUCGAUUUUGUUAACGAAGAAACGUUACAAGGUUUAACGGAUUCUAAUUGGAAAACACGUUUAUCGUCUGUCGAAAAGUUAUUUGACAAAAUCAAAAGUUUGUCGGAUCAAGAUAUUGAGCGAGAAUGUCAAUUGUUUCUUCGUUUAAUAACAAAGACACCCGGUCUAAAAGAUACUCAUUUUCAAGUGCUCAAAGCACGUUUCGACAUUAUUAUCCAUUUGGCAACAAAGUCAAACAAGUUUUCUCAACAAUCGUUAAAGUUGUGUUUACAAGAUGUUCUCGAUAAAGUGUCGGAUGUUAAAAAUUCACAAUCAGCGAAACUGACGUUGACAUGUCUGUGUGAAGCAUGUUCAGUUCCGUAUGUUUUAUCGUUAAUAUUGCCACAAAUUAAUGAUAUGAAAAAUCCGAAGACAAUCGAACAAACCCUGCUGUGGAUAAGUCAAACGAUAAAAGAGUUUUCGUUGGUGAAGGGUAUCGAUGUGAAAUUGUUGAUUCAAAUAUGUAAACAACAAAUCCAGAAUUCAAAUGCAAAUGUGAGACAAGCAACAAUGAUGUUGAUAUCGACGUUACACUUACAUAUGGGCAAAACGAUUCGCACGCUAUUUGACGAUGAAAAACAAACAAUACAAACAUUGAUUGACCAAGAAAUAGAAAAAAAUAAAGAUGAAAAAGCACCGCAACCAAGCAAGUUUUAUAAACGUCAACAACAACAGUCAAGCUCAUCGGUUACAGCGACAGGAGUUGAACCAGGAAAUGGUGAUGGCGAAGAAGAUAUGGAAAAUGAGGAAAUAGAAACGGAGGAAAAAACAGACCAAAUGGAGUCACUAUUACCACGUGUUGAUAUCAGUGAUCGAAUAACAGAAGAUUUGAUAAAACAAUUGAACGAUAAAAACUGGAAAGAACGACAAGCGGCGUUAGAAACACUGAAAACACUGAUAACACAAGCAAAAUUAAUCAAGCCAAAUUUGGGUAGUGAUCUUGUUGAUGCAUUGAAAUUAAGAUUGAAUGAUAAUAAUAAAAUGUUGGUUAAUUUGGCAUUGAGCAUAUGUCAGUUGUUAGCAACAGCAUUAGGAAAAAAUGGUUGUAAAGUACACGCUAAAACAUUAACACCCGCAAUCAUGCAACCAUUGAGUGAUGCGAAACCGCAAGUUCGUCAGUGUUCGAUAUCAACGUUGAAUGCUUGGUAUGAUGAAUGUGGAUUUCUUUCAAUGUUUGAUGUCGAAUCAGUGUUGGAAUUAUUUCAAAAAGGAAAUCCCUUUAUGUUACAAGAAUUAUGCGGUUGGUUAGCGUCUGUAUUACAAAAGUCGACGCCAUCAGCAAUUGGAAAAUGUGCUGAGCUAAAACAGUUGAUACAACCCGUUUAUACAUGUUUAGAAGAUCGAUCGGCUGAUGUUCGAUCGAAAGCACAAGAACUUAUUUUACCUUUGAUGAUUCAUGUUAGUUAUCCAUCAAUGGUGCAAGCGGCGAAUAAGUUAAGAAAAAUUGUUGUUGCUUUGUUAGAUAAAGCAAAAGAAGAUUUGCCGCCUCCCGAACCAUCUAAACCCGCUGCACAAGCAAAGAAACAAACAACAGCGACACGCCCACAAACCGCUCCAUCAAAACCACAAACAGCAGCGAUUCAUGGAUCAUCUGAGGACUUAACGGGAGACAACGAUGAUCGUCCAGCGACAGCGGCAGCGGUUGAAUCGUCAACCGCGACCGAUGCCAAGAAAGACAAAACGAAAGGAAAGACUAGUUUAACGUUGACCAAACCAUCACAAUCGAAAACAAAGUUGCUACCUCCAGCCAAACCUACUAUUCGGCUAAAAAUGUCCAGCAGCACACUGGAGAAGCAGCAAGCACUUUUAAAAAUGGAUAAACGACUACAAACAACAUCCGAAAAUGCCUUGUUUGAGCGGCGAUCAUCAUUGAAUAAUAAUUUCAUACGUCAACAACUACAACCAUCAUCGUAUAUCAAAAAGACAUCAUCCAUGGAUCUAACACGUACAUGCUAUUCAACUGGUGGCUCUACAUCAUCAUUGAGUAGCACCAAUUCAUCUGUACAAUCGACUAGAUUCUUGAAUAGUCAAUUUCCAAUGUUAAAAUCAUUGUCAAAUCAUGAACUUCUUGAACAGCAGCAGCAAUUAGGUUCUGUGGAACAGCCAUCGUCAUUGACGAAGACAAAUAAAAGUCGAAUACCGAUCAGAAUAAUUGCUUCAGCGUCAUCAUUAACAUAUAAACCAGCAAAUGCUGGUAAGGCGGCGUCUACAACGGCGAAGAAGAAGGACGAUGAUCCAGUUGGACCCACAUUGACAAAGUCGAACAAGGAGAAACGAAUUGAAGACGAGAAAGCACUAAAAACAUUAAAAUGGAAUUUUGAUGUACCACGGCGUGAAUUUGUCGAACAGUUACGUGGACAAAUGGAGGCAUAUUUUAAUAAAGCAUUACUGCAACAAAUGUUUCACGAAGAUUUCAAAUAUCAUAUCCAAGCAUUGACAACGUUGCAAAAGGCCUGUGAUGAUUACUUGGAUGAAAUCGUAUCCAAUUUAGAUUUGAUAUUACGUUGGUUAACGUUGCGUUUUUUUGAAACAAAUCCGUCGGUGAUCAUGAAAAUAAUUGAAUUUUUACAGCAUUUAUUUACAUGCUUAUCAGCGAAGAAACAGUAUCGUCUUUUAGAAUAUGAAGCAUCGGCAUUUCUUCCCUAUUUUAUUUUAAAGAUGGGUGACAAUAAAGAUCCGAUCCGUCGUGGUGUACGUCAAGUGUUGCGUCUCAUGUGUGACCUUUAUCCAAUGAAUAAGAUUAUGCAGUAUCUAUUAGAGGGUAUCAAAUCGAAAAAUUCACGUCAACGAGCUGAAUGCCUAGAAGAAAUGAAUAGUAUGGUUGAAUGUUUCGGUGUCGUUUCACUGGGACAAUCGUAUAUACCAACAUUAAAAGAAGUGGCAAAACAAAUAGCCGAUCGUGAUACGAUGGUUCGCAAUGCGGCGUUGACACUGAUUGGUACUGUUUACUUAUUCAGUGGUGAAAUAGUUUUGAAACAAUUGGGAAAAUUGAGUGACAAAGAUCAGUCGAUGUUAGAUGAACGUAUACGACGAUUAGGUAAACCAGGGAGUAAACAGGCAACUAUCGGUAAUGUAGCCGCUUUAUCAACCGAAACAAGCAAGCGCCCAUCGCCAUCUAAGGAUGAUGUUUCUGUACCAACUUCUGCCACUGAUCAACAACCGCGUAAGGAUGGUACGACGAUUGUUCGAAAUUUGUGUCGUGUACAACCAAUGAUAUCAGAAAAGAAGAGAGACACAUCAUUGACAUCGUCGAGGGCGAGUGGUUUCCAAUUAACGUUGCCCGAAGAUAAUAUGGACUCACUUCAUCUUCCCGAUUUGUCAACCAAUGAACUCGAAUCCGAUUUUGAUGUGCCAGAAUUGCCGCCAAGAAUCGUGCCAACGACAUCAAUUUCGGUUACAUAUUUAAAAGCAAGUCAAGAUUGUCGUCAGUCAAUCGAUUUGGUUAUAGCAUUGAUAGCUGAUCAUGAUUUUUUCAACAGUCUAUCAUCGUUAGCUCAAAUCGAUGAGGUGUUAAACGAUGUAACAAAAUAUGAAUAUCUGGAACCGCACAUUGACAAAAUAUUGCGGAUGUUAUCGAUGAAAUUACGCAUCACCUGCCAGAAUCAUUUGCAUGAUCCAUCGAUUCAUUUGGACGAUAUUCAGCGUUUGUUUCGUGGCAUUCUUUCGGUAUUGCACGAUUUAUUUUGUAAACAAAAUUUGGCAAAACAAGCAUCGAAAGAUACAAUCAAAGAGCUUCUAUCGUGUUUGUUACCGAUUGUCAGUCCAUCGCCGUCCUUCACUUUGUCAUCGCCUACGACCGCUUUUGCCAGCACAUCGACAACAAAUGGGAAAGAAAACGCAUUGCAAAAACUUGGUAAACACGUUUUUACAGCUCUAGUGACUUUAUUACAGAUAUCAACAUUUUAG
Molecule: messenger RNA, 6508 nt
Organism: Didymodactylos carnosus
Lineage: Eukaryota; Metazoa; Rotifera; Eurotatoria; Philodinida; Philodinidae
Source: the annotation of a GenBank genome assembly